AAAACGCGUCUCGCCAGUCCACUGACAAGUCUUAGGAUAGCUAAACUCAAAAACUCACAUUUCCUCUCCCGCUCUUAGACUGCACUUUCACUCUCAUUCUUACCCAAAGGCCAAAACCCUAGCCCCUUUCUCUCUCUCUCAAAAAGAUGAAGCUCGUAAGAUUUUUGAUGAAAUUGAACAACGAAACUGUCUCCAUUGAGCUCAAGAAUGGCACUGUUGUUCAUGGAACUAUCACAGGUGUUGAUAUAAGCAUGAACACACAUUUGAAGACUGUUAAACUCACACCAAAAGGGAAAAAUCCACUUACUAUGGACCACUUGAGUGUUCGUGGGAAUAACAUCCGAUAUUACAUUCUUCCUGACAGCUUGAAUCUUGAAACUUUACUUGUGGAGGAGGCGCCAAGAGUUAAGCCUAAAAAGGCGGCUGCUGGGAGACCUGUGGGGCGUGGAAGGGGCCGUGGUCGUGGACGUGGCCGUGGCCGUGGUGGUCGAUAAGUGUUUUAGCAGUUUGGUCCUUGUAAACAGAUCUUAUGUGGGCAGAAAAGUUCAAUCAGUGAUGAGGUGUGAAUGCAGAUUAUGUUUUGACUUUAUCUUAUUGGCUGAUCUAUAAAUGUACCUUUUCUUAGAACCUUGAUAUUGGUAGAUGUUGCAAAAAGUGUACUUGUUAAGAAGUAAGCAGUCGCUAAUUGUUUGUAGAAAUUAGUCAAUUACUAGACCAAUUAUUUUGUUUUUCACGUGUUUCUUUGACAAAUAGAACUACGAUAAAUCCCGCGAUUUGCUA
Beta vulgaris subsp. vulgaris (sugar beet) is the source of this 780-nucleotide messenger RNA. RefSeq names its product small nuclear ribonucleoprotein SmD1a. The record is from RefSeq and is a predicted model, not a curated record. Gene Ontology annotation, molecular function: RNA binding. Gene Ontology annotation, cellular component: U1 snRNP; spliceosomal tri-snRNP complex; SMN-Sm protein complex. Lineage: Eukaryota; Viridiplantae; Streptophyta; Magnoliopsida; Caryophyllales; Amaranthaceae. The transcript has 4 exons. Gene Ontology annotation, biological process: RNA processing; spliceosomal snRNP assembly. The coding region runs from base 147 to 494 and encodes 115 amino acids.